Molecule: messenger RNA, 381 nt
Organism: Mesorhabditis spiculigera
Lineage: Eukaryota; Metazoa; Nematoda; Chromadorea; Rhabditida; Rhabditidae
Source: the annotation of a GenBank genome assembly
AUGGAAGAGGUGGUGGUCGUAGAAGGGCCCUCAUCCGGUUACGUCGUCAAAAAUCGACCAUAUCUUCUGAGCUGCAAGGCGUUGAACGCGAAGAAGAUUCGAUUCAAGUGCAACUCCAAAUGGAUCGACGAAUCGCGAAUCGAGAACAAGCUCGGCACCGACCCAUCCACCCAAAUGGCAUUUAUGGAAGGCCGUGUAGAGAUUUCAAGAGCCGAAGUCGAAGCCGGGUUCCCCAUGGAGGAUUUUUCGUGCCAGUGCUACGCGAGCAGAACCUCUGACUCCGAUGUGGUCCGGUCGAAUCCGGCACGCGUCAAGCCGGCAUCGACUCCGCGGGCCACGGCUCAAAAAUGCGUCUCCCGAAAUCAUCAACCAUCUGGCCCA